AUGGAUCUUUCCCACCCCAUUGUCGGCUACAUGCUGAUCCUCUGCACCUUCAUGUGUCCCACCACACUGGCAUCCGUCCACCCUCGAGACGCACUACACUCCCAUCGUGCCCUUGACGGACAAACCCUGUCCACAUCGACAGUCAAGCAAGCUGUCGCCAUCGCAGCCGGCGUCACAGUCUUGCCUCCCGCCAUGACUCCAGCGACUCCUUGCACCGGUACCGACUGCGCCAGCCCUUCUCUUCUUCCCGACAUCUUGCCAUGUAACGCCGCGAAUGGCACGACUCUCCUUGAACAGACCAGGAAGGCCAACUAUACCAUCCUCUGCGACAUCGACUAUCCCGACCAAAACAUCUAUCCGUUCGUGCCGGCCGGCUCUUUCCAGGAAUGCUUGACACAAUGCGAGAUCCGCAACCAGGCCAGCAGUGCUGGAAGUCAUUGCGCUGGAUUCGUCUUUGCUCCAGACCGAGUGCACGAGGCGGACAACUGCUAUCUGAAGUCAUCUGUGGAAGAUCCGAUUCCGGCAACAAUCCACUUGGUCGGCGCGACGUUGGUGUCUCCUUCAAGUUCCACGAGCUGUGCAUCAGAGACAGCAUCACGGCGUUGA
Molecule: messenger RNA, 606 nt
Organism: Capronia coronata CBS 617.96
Lineage: Eukaryota; Fungi; Ascomycota; Eurotiomycetes; Chaetothyriales; Herpotrichiellaceae
Exons: 1
Coding region: 1-606 (201 amino acids)
Source: RefSeq, a predicted model, not a curated record